Molecule: messenger RNA, 894 nt
Organism: Exophiala aquamarina CBS 119918
Lineage: Eukaryota; Fungi; Ascomycota; Eurotiomycetes; Chaetothyriales; Herpotrichiellaceae
Exons: 1
Coding region: 1-894 (297 amino acids)
Source: RefSeq, a predicted model, not a curated record
AUGGCACCACUCGCGCAUUCCCACUCGCACUCUCCAAGCAGAUCGUCCGAACACAACGCACCAUCAUCGCCAUCAACUACUGUCACCACUCCAGAUCAGUCACCUGGCGCCGACGAUGAUAUCUGGGACACAUCAUCUGACCAUCAGCCUCCCCACUAUGGCAGCAACGAUAACAACGCCGUCGUUGACCAAGAAAACUAUCCCGACCGGCAAGGUCUGUCUCAAAGAGGGCCAGACCUGAUUCUCUCGGAACUUCCAACGUUGCGCCGGCAGCACAUGACCUCCGGGUAUCGCGAGGGUCUAGCCAUUGGGAAGGCUCAAGUCAUGCAGCGCGGGUUCGACGAAGGCUAUCCGUUUGGUGUCGAUCUAGGGCUUCGUAUCGGAGCUGUGCUCGGCGUGCUCGAAGGUGCACUUGCCGCGCUGAAGAAGGCCUGUGCCGCAGGUCAAGGUCCAGCUGCAGCCAAGAGAGGCCGACGACCGUCCUCGUCGUCAGGAAAAUCACCUGCAGUGGUAGCCCCAACCCCCUCCACAACAACCACAAUAGCGGCCCCGAAGCCUUCAACUCCAAGAGGUGAUGAAUUGCGCUCGUUCUUGACCUCGCUUUACGCACGGGCGCAGGCAGAGCUGAGGAUCUCGGAGUUGAUGAAGGUUUUAGACGAUGAGAAGGUUGCGAAGCUGGAGCCGGGAGACCCUUUGCCCCCAGCAAUUGACGGCGUGGUAUCGCAUUGGGAGAGGAUCGUGCUGAAUGGUGCAUUUGAGCCGCUGUCAUCGUUGGACGAUGUCUCAGCAGCGCCUGUGGAAAGCAAGGCGGUGGAGCAAGAAGGCACUACAGCGCUCGCUGUACAGUCUGGGGCCACCAGUGAGCUGGGAAAUUUGGUCUCUAUCAAAUUUUAA